AUGCCGUCCGCAGAGCCCAGUACCGUCGAGGACACGCAAUUGGGCCUGACCGAUGAGGAAAUAAAUCUUCUUCGCUAUCACCAAGCUCAGGCCGGUUCCUCUUCUUCGCGCGCCGCUAGUCGCGCUUCAUCUCAAGGUCGUCUCCUCCUCGACAGUUCUAGUCUUGCUGCCCUGGCACGACACCUCGACCGCUUGCUGCACCAGAUACAACAACGCAUCGAGUACCUCAGCGAACAGAGCUCCGUCGUGACUAUGCAGCAGUAUGAUCACGCAGGCAACCUGGUGGAUAAUGCCGAUGCUGAAAUUGCGCGCUUCCAGGGUAUAAUGGCUCAGAUCGACGAGCUUGAGCUCGACUUCGAUCGCAUCGCCCACAUCAGAGAUAUUGUGAGGGAUUAUCGACAACGAGUCGAAAACCUAGAACGCGAACUAGAGAACUCGAGUUCGUCGCGUCACGAACACCACCAUUCCCAUCGCCAUAGCCAUUCACAUCGACACGAGGCUAGCUCUUCCAGCCGUCGACAUAGACAUUAA
Annulohypoxylon truncatum is the source of this 531-nucleotide messenger RNA. RefSeq lists its product as uncharacterized. Bases 1 to 531 code for a protein of 176 amino acids. Gene Ontology annotation, cellular component: BLOC-1 complex. The transcript has a single exon. Lineage: Eukaryota; Fungi; Ascomycota; Sordariomycetes; Xylariales; Hypoxylaceae. The record is from RefSeq and is a predicted model, not a curated record. Gene Ontology annotation, biological process: endosome organization.